GAAGUUCCCUUAUUUCACUCGCCAAAAUUUCCAUUUUAGGUGAAGUAUUAGUAAACGUUCACUAUUUCUAAGAGAAUUUAAGUACAGAACUUGUUACAGUGGAGACAUGGCAUGACAACGAAGCUACAACCAGUCUUCGAUGGGCCAGGACAGGCACAUGCUACUCAGUUCCGAGACAUGUGUGGCCUUUUUACAGUGUUUUACAGGGAUCGAACUCACUACUUCAUUAUUGUGUUAUAUAUUAUAAAUAUAUUGUAUAUAUUAACAACAAACACAUACACAGCAUUAUGGCAUCGUAUAGCGUGGAAUACAUUAAUGAACUCCAAUCAAGAUUGAAUGGUAUAAACUCGAGGGAAAUUUGACAGUUAUUUCUCGCAGAACGUACAAGUACGUAGAAGUUCUAUUGCUCCUACGUGGUUGUUUAGUCGAAGAAAAACCAAGACUGAGCAGUCAAGUGCUGAUCAAUCCAUAGUUUUUAACAGAAUAACUACGAAACUCUGUAAUCAGAGCUGAAACUGGCAGAAACAAUUUCGUUUUUUAUACAACAGAAGCAUCAUCAAUAUUUAUCAUCUUUUAAAGACAAAAGAUGUUAUACUGAACAAAUAUAACCAUUUACAUAUAAAUUUAAUGAAUUACGUUGAAAGAUUUCCUCUGGGUAAGAUUAUUAAGCAACAUUUGUGUGUGUCAUUCUCUGGAAUGAGUCCAAUACAAUUCUGCAUUUUAAAUAUAUUCAGGUAGAUUUAUGAAGCACUUUGCAUCCAGAUGAUGGACAUAUAGCAGAAGGAAUAUUUGUUAGAAAUAAAUUAUAGAAAGGAAAGCAGGAAACAUAUAUAUUGUGGUGAGAAAGGAAAAUUUAUUAUUCAAUGAGUUAAACAACUGUUUUUUCUUGGUCUAAAAAGAUGGCAAAAAGCUUAGCAAAGUCUUCAUAUGAAUGUGAUAUCUGUAAAAAGUCAUUAGCCUCAAGAAGUAAUUUAACUGCUCACAUACGUAUUCAUACAGGAGAGAAACCAUUUCGCUGUGAUAUCUGUGGUAAAAGGUUCACUAGAAAAGGUGAAUUACCUGUUCAUUUACGUGUUCAUACAGGAGAGAAACCAUAUCAGUGUGAUAUCUGUGGUCACUCAUUCACUCGUAAUGACAUUUUAAGUACACACAAACGUAUUCAUACAGGAGUGAAACCAUAUCAGUGUGAUAUGUGCAGUAAAUCAUUCGCUAAAAGUACUAACUUAACUGAUCACAAACGCAUUCAUACUGGAGAAAAACCAUACCAUUGUGAUAUCUGUGGUAAAUCAUUCAAUCAAAAUAACCAGUUAAUUAAACACAUACGCAUUCAUACAGGAGAAAAGCCUUAUCACUGUGAUGUCUGUGACAAAUCAUUCUCUCGAAAUGACGAGUUAACUACUCACAGAUACAUUCACACAGGAGAGAAACCUUAUAGGUGUAAUAUCUGUCGUAAAUUAUUCCCUGGAACUAAUGCCUUGACUGUACACAAACGUAUCCAUGUUGGAGAAAGCCGAUAUAUUUGCGAUAUCUGUGGUAAAUCAUUCCUUCGAAACUAUUCUUUGCGUUAUCACAAACGUAUUCAUACUGGAGAAAAACCAUAUUGUGAUAUCUGUGGUAAAUCAUUCAUUCGGAGUAGCGAUUUAAAGGCACAUACACGUAUUCAUACUGGAGAAAAACCAUAUCAUUGUGAUAUUUGUGGUAAAUCAUUCUCUCAACGUACUGCUUUAACUGCACAUAAACGUGUUCAUACUGGCGAAAAGCCUUAUCAUUGUGACAUCUGUGGUAAAUCAUUCUCUAACAGAAAGGUAUUAACUACACACAAAUGUAUUUAUACGGGAGAAAAAUCACAUCAGUGUAAUAUCUGUGGUAAGCCAUUCGCUCAACAUGCUGUAGCAAUUCAUUUCUGUAUUCUAUGAGAGAAAGAAUCGCCUUGUGGUAGGGAAGAGACUAAAACAUCUCUUAACUGUAAGCAUUCAUACCCAUGUAUGAUGCUAAAUAAUAAGAAAUAAACAAAUCAGAACAUAUAGUCUUUCAUCAUGUUAUAAUAGGAUAGAAGUAUGCCCUGGAUUGUGGGUAUAAAAACAAAACUGGUGGAGCAAUUUUCUGAAUUAUCAUCAUCAAUAUUUUUCUAUGUCCAUUUUCAAUGCUGGAAUGUGUUGGACCACAUUAUCAUCAUCAUCAUCAUCAUCACAUGAUGAUUAUCUCUAGCAUUUUGUCAUUUCAAGUGUAAAUUCCAGAGUUCUGACUGCAAUAGUCUCUUUGUAUUUUUAUAAAUAAUUUAAACUCUAAAUAAAACUGGUUUACUAUGAAA
This is a messenger RNA of Octopus bimaculoides (California two-spot octopus), 2311 nucleotides long. RefSeq lists its product as uncharacterized. Gene Ontology annotation, molecular function: RNA polymerase II cis-regulatory region sequence-specific DNA binding; DNA-binding transcription factor activity. Gene Ontology annotation, biological process: regulation of transcription by RNA polymerase II. Lineage: Eukaryota; Metazoa; Mollusca; Cephalopoda; Octopoda; Octopodidae. The record is from RefSeq and is a predicted model, not a curated record.